CAGGCCCCUUCACCCUACUUUAGGGCUUUAGCAUUUGGACGCACCUUCAAUAUAUUAUCUGGUUUUAUGCUGACUUUAUGUCACCCUACUUGCAGCUGCUAAGCUCAUUUUCAGUCACUCCACUUUUUUAACCCUGAAAAUUCUACAUAGCUUCACUCCCUCCAUUGAACAAUCUGAAAGACACUUCUCAUGGAUCUGCAGUCAUUUCCAUCUUCUUCCUCGCUUCUCACUCUCAGCUUCACUCUUUCUCUGCUGAUACUUGCUCGAGAUGUGUACGGAGCGACAUUCACGUUCGUUAACAAAUGCGAAAGCACAGUAUGGCCUGGGAUUUUAUCAAAUGCAGGAAGCCCCACCCUAGAAACCACUGGAUUUGAGCUUCCAAAGGGCUCUUCACGCACAUUCAUGGCGCCCACCGGGUGGUCCGGCCGGUUCUGGGGCCGGACUGGGUGCAAAUUCGACGGAUCCGGGUCCGGGUCUUGCGCAACGGGGGACUGUGCUUCGGGUCAGCUGGAAUGCAAUGGCGCCGGAGCUGAGCCGCCGGCGACUUUAGCAGAGGUCACCCUCGGCACCGUCGGGCAGGACUUCUAUGACGUCAGCCUGGUCGACGGCUACAACCUGCCGCUGGUGAUGGAGGCUUCCGGCGGGUCGGGUAUGUGCGCCACCACCGGGUGCGUGACGGAUCUGAACCAAAUCUGCCCGUCGGAGCUCAAAACGGGUAACCGGGUGGGUUGCCGGAGCGCGUGUGAGGCGUUCUCGAAGCCGGAAUACUGCUGCAGCGGCGCGUACGGUACACCUUCCGCCUGCAAACCGUCGGUGUACUCGCAAAUGUUCAAGUCGGCCUGCCCCAGGUCCUAUAGCUACGCUUACGAUGACCCGACCAGUACGUUCACGUGCAGCGGUGCAGAUUAUACGGUGACGUUUUGUCCUUCUGUUCCCAGUCAAAAAUCUUCAAAAGAUUCUACACCAGUGACGACGAGCACCCAGGCUGGCGGGUCCACUUCCGGGUCGGAGAAUAUCGACCCACCCGCAGAGCCUGCGACAAUGGUUGCGGGUCCGGAUAUGGGGAUAGAUUAUGAUGGGUCAGGAGACUCAGGACAAACCAAGAGUAGCAAUCCGGAGACAACGGUUGCGGGUUCGGGUACUGGUACGGGUAUGGGUAUGGGGAUAGAGGAUAAUUGGGCAGGACAGACAAGGAGUAGUUCCACCACGGGCGGAUCCGGGUCUGGAUCUGAGGCCUUGCUUGAUGGUGGGUCAUAUGAAGCUGGGUUAGCAAUGGGCGGGUCAAGUCGGGUUUGGGCUACCAAAACUUCGCAGUAUGGUGUCAUUGCAUUUACCUUAUUGACCCUCUUCUUUAACUAUUUUUUUAUUUAGGUCCUCUUAUUAAUAUCUAUGGUAGUAGAAGUAUUGUAGGAAGAAGAUAUGGUUUAAUUUGAUUUUAGUACUGCAUUAGUAUUAUGUUUUGCAUUAGUUGUGUAAAUGUAUGUUCUUUGGGUUUGUAGCUUUAUAAAACUGAUUGCAUUUACGCUUAAAAAAGUGAUCGUAUUUAUGUAAUUGUGGAUGUGAACGUUAUAUGUAUGUUCCUAAAAGAGACGGUUUUAGAGUUAAAAAGGGCGUCAUCU
This is a messenger RNA of Cuscuta epithymum, 1619 nucleotides long. The record is from the annotation of a GenBank genome assembly. Lineage: Eukaryota; Viridiplantae; Streptophyta; Magnoliopsida; Solanales; Convolvulaceae.